AUGGGAAAAGCUAGUAAGGAUAAGCGAGAUCUCUACUAUCGUCGUGCAAAAGAAGAAGGCUACCGUGCGAGAUCCGCAUUCAAACUUCUUCAAAUCAAUGAAGAGUUCGGCAUCUUUUCCGGCGUUAAACGUGUGGUAGAUCUCUGUGCUGCUCCGGGAUCGUGGUCUCAGGUUCUUAGCAAAGAACUCAACAAAGAUACCGAUGAAACAGACCGAGCGAAGAUUGUGGCUGUUGAUUUGCAACCAAUGACUCCGAUUGAUGGUGUCACUUGUCUUCAGGCAGAUAUCACCCACCCAAAGACACUUCUGAAAAUUCUACAAUUGUUUGGAGGUGAACCUGCUGACUUUGUGUGUAGUGAUGGAGCCCCUGAUGUCACUGGUCUCCACGAUUUGGAUGAAUAUAUCCAGGCGCAGUUGGUUCUCUGUGCUUUGCAACUCACCACUUGUAUUCUCCGACCAGGAGGAACCUUUGUCGCUAAGAUUUUCCGUGGGAGAGACAUUGAUCUUCUCUACAGUCAAUUCAGUUACUUGUUCGAAUCAGUAGUUUGUGCAAAGCCCCGGUCCUCGCGCGGAACUUCUUUAGAGGCCUUUAUUGUGUGUCAGGGAUACCGCCCAAGACCUAACUGGAAACCGGAACUAGAUCUCACGAAGUCUACUGAAGAGUUUUUUGAGGAUGCACAAAUCGGUAAAAGCUACAUUGGAAAUGAUAUGGAAUUUCCAGAUGCAGAAGAAAGAAGUAUUGCCAGAUUUGUUGCCUGCGGUGAUUUGGAAGAUGGUGACUCCGAUGCGACAUAUGUCUUGAAUACGAACGAGAGAAAGCGGAAUUUAGAGCCGGUGCAAAUGCCUACUGCUCCACCCUACAAGAAAGCAUUGGAGUUGAAAAGAAAGGGAGAGAUGCAGAGGAAAUCUUAA
Australozyma saopauloensis is the source of this 912-nucleotide messenger RNA. Its product is annotated as tRNA methyltransferase. Bases 1 to 912 code for a protein of 303 amino acids. Gene Ontology annotation, cellular component: cytoplasm. The record is from RefSeq and is a predicted model, not a curated record. Gene Ontology annotation, biological process: tRNA methylation; cytoplasmic translation. The transcript has a single exon. Gene Ontology annotation, molecular function: tRNA methyltransferase activity. NCBI's taxonomy places the organism in Eukaryota, Fungi, Ascomycota, Pichiomycetes, Serinales, Metschnikowiaceae.